AGUUCAUAGUUCAGUGUUCGUUCACUUAUUUCUUAUCUUUUUGUCUUUCAAAUUGUGUAUUUAUUAUUGCACGGUGCAUUUCCUCAUUCAUGCUUUUGUUCCUGUUUUAAGGUGUGGUUUAUUUAUCCUAUAUCGUUGGCACUCUCCCAGUUUAAACAGGUUCCGUCACAGCAUGCAUGUAAAAUCCGAUUUAUCCUGAACGCGUAAUGAAAAAAAAACAAACAAGUUCUGGUGGCGUCAUUACGCAAACGACGUAAGCCGAGUUGUCCAAUCAGGUGCGUCGCUCCCAGCUUAGGGAAGAAGCAGAUGAUAUGGCAGCUUAGAGCGACCAGGUGGAACUAGCUUGGUUGGAUGUUGGUGUCUGCGGAGCCGCGGACUCAGCUGGACCCCUGGAAAUGAUUUACCUGAUCCUGAUCUCCGCGCUGUGCGGGGCCGCCGUCACGCUGCUCUUACAGUUCUUGUUGAUAUACAGGAGGAGCCCUGAGCCCUUAGGUAGGAGCGUUCAGUAUGUCAAAGUAGUGCCCGAUAACGCACUAAAAGAUUACUUUAAUGCCGGCCAGGCCGAACCGAGCCAGCAGGACGGCGGAGCGGCAGCAGCAUCCAAACCGCAGGAGGCAACCUUCAGCCGGCAGCAGGAAGCGGCUGUGACCGGCGGCAGCCCCAAGCAGCAGCAGCAGCAGCUCCACAGCGAGCUGCUGGAUGCUGGGAGGACAGAAACAUGCAAUUUCCUCAAUGCCAUCUUCCUGUUUCUGUUCAGAGAGCUGAGGGACACCCCGGCGGUCCGCCACUGGAUGACCAAAAAGAUCAAGGUGGAGUUUGAGGAGCUGCUGCAGACUAAGACGGCGGGUCGCCUCCUGGAGGGGCUCAGCCUGAGGGACAUCUCCCUGGGGAACUCUCUGCCGGUCUUCAAGGCGGCCAGGCUCCUCAAACCGGCGCAGCUGGACGACGACGGGAUGCCGGAGGAGCUCAACUUCGAGGUGGACAUCGAGUACAAUGGCGGCUUCCACCUGGCCAUCGACGUGGACCUGGUGUUCGGCAAGUCCGCCUACCUGUUCGUCAAGAUGCGGCGCGUGGUGGGCAGGCUCCGGCUGCAGUUCACGCGCAUGCCCUUCUCCCAUUGGUCCUUCUCCUUCCUGGAGGACCCGCUGGUGGAUUUUGAGGUGAAGUCUCAGUUUGAAGGGAGGCCGCUGCCUCAGCUGACCUCCUUCAUAGUCAACCAGCUGAAACGGGUCAUCAAGAAGAAGCACACCCUGCCCAACUACAAGAUCAGAUACAAGCCCUUCUUUCCAUUCCAAGUGCAGCCUCCGCCGGGUUCAGCCUGUGACUUGGACCUGUCUGUCCAGGACAGCCGGCUGGUGGAAGGAAAACUCAGAGUCACUGUCAUCGAAUGCAGCAGGCUCUUCAUCCUGGGCUCCUAUGACAGAGAAACCUACGUCCACUGCACCCUGGAGCUGAGCAGCCAGCGGUGGAAGGAGAAGACGCGCAGCUCCAUCAAACGGACGGAGGUUAUCAAGGGACCAUGUGGCAGUGUGGGGAUGACAUUUAGGCACAUUCCUGCCUGUGAAGGGGAUGCAGUUUAUGUCAGCAUAGAGACAGUAAUCCCCAACUCCCCCGCAGCCCUGGCUGACCUCCAGAGGGGUGAUCGCCUGAUUGCUAUUGGAGGUGUCAAAGUAACAUCUUCAGUUCAAGUACCAAAACUGUUGAAACAAGCAGGAGAAAGGGUGGUGGUUCUAUAUGAGAGACCGGUUCGUCAUCAGGCCCCAACCUCGGGAGCACUACAAGAGGGAUUGGGUCCGCUGGAGGAGCCAGGCUUCGUAGCACAGCCAUCGGGAUACGAGGAGGACCCGGCUCCAAUUACUACUCUUUCUGACGUAUCUGACAGCAAAGACAUGGACUCUGAGUUCGAGGAGUUGCUCCUGGACUCCAAAGUCAGCCAGCCUAGUGGACCCAACAUCAGUACCACUAAUAUUAGUGACACCAAGGAGGAUUUUUUACUUGCUGUUAACCAAAGUCCUAAAAGAACCGUGGCGAAUUUGGCAUCCAAGCCACUCGGUACCAUCUCGCCCAUCCUAAACCGAAAGUUGAACCUUGUUGGUCUCCAGUCUCCAUUGAAGCCCCAGCCCAAAGAAUCAGCCAAAGCAUCACCGCAUAAAACUGGUAUUGAACCUAGUGAGAGUCUGAAUCGGCCAACUGUCCUUCCUCCCCCUCCUCCCUCACGGCCCCCGGUGCCACCGAGACCACAGAUCAGAUUGACAUCGGCGUCCUCAGAAACCAGUCUUCUUGAAAGCGUUGAUUCCAUUUCAAAUGCCGUUGUGAUUCCUGCUCCUACAAUGGUUGCCUCCGCCGGUAUUUCUGAAAAAUCUACAGAGAAGGUUCCAGUUUGUGGAGCCACUGAGGAUAAGAGCGGCACGGAUAAAACGUGUACGAAACAAUCUGAAGGAAAACCGUUUACAAAGGCUGCAGAAUCAAGCGACGAGACGCUCAGUUCUUACUCUGUUACCGGCAGCAAGGGAGAUCAAUCAAAAGACAAAGUUUCAGAAAGCUCCUUUAGUACAAGAGACAGUCUGGAUGACCACUGCCUCUGGGAAUCCCCAGAAACGAUGUUUGGCAAACAUACGGCACGCUGGUCCAAGGCCUCUGUGGUGUUUGAUGUGGAGAGUAACCACAAGUAUCUCAAUGUGGCCCUUUGGUGCAAAGAUCCCUUUAAGCUAGGCAGUUUGUUGUGUCUGGGCCAUGCCAGCCUCCCAUUGGAGCAUAUAGCUCUGGAAUGUAUGGCCACAUCUUCCGCUGAGUACCAGAGCACCUUUAGGUUGGGGGCUCCUGAGCCGAAAGCAAAUGUCAGCCGCACCGCACUACGCAACCUUAGUACCCACAAGGGUUUUAAUGAGAAACUGUGUUACGGAGAUGUUACCUUAAACUUCUGUUACUUGGCAGAGGGGGAGUUGGAGUAUCCAGUAGGGUCAGUCGAACGGGAGCGAGAGGGCAGCCUCUAUGAUGAGGAUCUGAGGGAGAGAGAACCUGUUCCCUCUGUGCCGCGUGACGACUUGGCUUAUAGCCCCUUGCAGUCAACAGAAGUCCGUCACAACUUCCAGGACACCCAGUUCCAGAACCCUACCUGGUGUGAAUACUGCAAAAAGAAGGUGUGGACUAAGGCGGCCUCGCAGUGUAUCAUUUGCUCCUAUGUUUGCCAUAAAAAGUGCCAGGAUAAGUGCCUUGCUGAAAGUCCUCUCUGUGUGGCGACGGCCGAACGUCGUGGUGCCGACCCCGAAGCUAAGUCCACCAUAAACCGGGCAACAGGGUUAACACGACACAUAAUCAAUACCAGCUCGCGUCUGCUCAACCUCCGUCAGGCGCCCAAGACUCGACUUGAGCAGGUAACCGAUGUGGUGCCUGGGACUGUGGAGCCUUCGCCCAAGCAAACCCCCAACACAUCUGACAAUGAGAGCAGCGAUACGGAGACCUACACCAGCGGGGCGAGCCCGUCCAAACUGCCCCCCGGCAGCAGUAAACUGGUACGGAAAGAGGGUGGCUUGGAUGACAGCGUCUUCAUUGCUGUCAAGGAGAUAGGCCGCGACCUGUACCGAGGCCUGCCCACAGAUGAGCGCUCACAGAAGCUGGAGCUAAUGUUGGACAAACUACAGCAAGAGAUCGACCAGGAGCUGGAGCACAACAACUCUCUCAUGAACGAGGAGAAGGAGACUACAGACACCCGGCGAAAGGCCCUGAUCAGCACUGCCCUGGCCAAGUCGGGGGAGAGACUUCAGGCACUGACGCUUCUAAUGAUCCACUACCGGGCUGGCAUUGAGGACUUGGAGUCGGUGGAGAGCAUGUCUCCUUCAGAGCAGCAAGGCUUGAAGAGCAAAGCAGAGAGUCUGGAGGAAGAGGUCCUGAUGGGACCGGAGGUGUACGACAGCGACACCUGCAGCCCUGUGGAAGUGCAGCUGCUGGAUGACAUCAGCGAGGAGCAAAUCUGCGUGGAGGCGCUCCAUUAGCGCGUUAAAAUAUUGCUUUGGACUCUUCAGCGAAAUAAUGUCCCAUUAAGGACCGAGGACCUGUCCUAGUCCACCUUAAACACGCAGUUUAAUGUCUUCUCAUUUGCACCUUUUUGUUUGCAUUUUAUAAAAGUCAAUGAAAUGAUGGUUUGGGGAACUUGUUCCUAAUCUUUUUAUUUGCACAGAAUGACGCCGUUCUAAGAUCAGGACGUAUAAAUCUCUGCUGUCCAUGUUGCUCAUCACCCCUAUAAUGUGCUGAGUGUUUGUCGUCCGUUUCUUUGGUUCUGGUUUUCAUCUUCCUGCUUUGGUUGAAGGUUUUGCAGAAUUUGCACUUUUUUUCUGAACAUCUGGAACGACUGGUUCCCUGUGAGGAGUUAACCUUCAGAAACAGGCUAAAUGACCUGAAAUGUAAAACGUUUGUAAAAAGUCAUCCUUGAUUCUUGCUUUAAAGUUAUUUCUAUUGAUAAUUCUAAGAGUUUUUUUUUUGUUGUUGACAUAUUUAUGUGUCUUUUCCUUUAAAUACACUCAAAUUUAUUUUGUGAAUUUGUCUUGUUUGCUCUUAUUUCGAUAGAUAGAAAUCCUUUGUGUUAACUUCAGAGCAGCUCUUCUUCUCCAUCGUUAUAAAAACAGAUGCAAAGAUAAAAAUGCUUGUCGAUGGUUCGUGUUUCCCGAAUAAAUGCUACAAAUGAGCGCAUGUUGAAGUUUUUCCAAGCUUAAUAAAGACGUUACUUCAGUGUUUGAAAGUCAAAAUACCUUCCUGUUAUUUAAACACUUUUGCUUUAGGAUACUUAUACAGAUGAAUGUAUAUUGGUUUAGUGUGUUUGCUCUGUUUUAACAUCAAACUGAGGACCUUCAUCUGAUCCUCACUUUUUCUCUGGUGGUAAGUUGAGGACUAAAGUGUGAACAGAAUUCAGAUUCAGAUUAGGGUGAGGUAGUUACCAGGAAUGUUUAGGUUUAAGGUUAUCUUCAGGGUCAGAAAGAUAAAAAUAAAUUAUUAAUAAAAAGAUUGGUCCUCGCUACAUGAGGAAAGAGCAGGGUGUGGGUUCCCAGAGUGUUUCUGAAGACCACAGAUUAUUGCAGAACUUCUGUAUGCGGCAUCACUUUGUAAUUCAUUCCAUAUUGCAGCUUACAUGAUGAAUUUUAUUCUCUAAAUGUGGAGAAUAACGUGCAGCCAAUAAGAUGCGUUUCCCUCUUGAAGAAGAACAACACAAAAAGGCAAUAAGUUCAAGAAAAAUAAACGAAAAUCAUUUUAAAACUUUAUUUUAAGGUAGGAGAGUUGGAUUUUUAUGUUCUCACUCUUUAAUAAAUGACCAUCUCACAUGUCUAUUUCUAUAGAUCAUCGAUUUGCAGAUGAUGCAGUGAUUUUGAUGUAAGGUAAAUCAGUUUUUUUCCUUUUUGUUGUACGAUCACAUUGUUUUCUCUUAUUUCCUCUUAUUUGUAGAAAAUUGACUUGGAUUUACGAACAUCGUCUAAACUGCAGGUUUAUUUCAGCAGAGACUAAAAAGGCCAUGAAUGAUAGUCGUCCUGCUCACUGCUUCGCCUCCUGCCUUCUGUGGAGUCAGAUUUAUUGAAAGGGUUUUAGUUGAAAAUGAAGUUGAUGAUAAACCAAGGAGAUUAUGAUCCAACACCCCCCAUUGUGUUUGUUUUGCUCUUAUUUACCAUGUUUGAAAGGGUUUAGGAGGAAGACCUGUGAUGAAGCUUUAUUGUACAGAACAAUAAAAACAAUGAGUGAA
This is a messenger RNA of Cyprinodon variegatus (sheepshead minnow), 5725 nucleotides long. It is a transcript of the gene pdzd8, whose product is annotated as PDZ domain containing 8. NCBI's taxonomy places the organism in Eukaryota, Metazoa, Chordata, Actinopteri, Cyprinodontiformes, Cyprinodontidae. Gene Ontology annotation, molecular function: lipid binding; protein binding. Bases 396 to 3992 code for a protein of 1198 amino acids. The record is from RefSeq and is a predicted model, not a curated record. Gene Ontology annotation, biological process: mitochondrial calcium ion homeostasis. Gene Ontology annotation, cellular component: mitochondria-associated endoplasmic reticulum membrane contact site. The transcript is spliced from 5 exons.